This is a messenger RNA of Ilex paraguariensis (yerba mate), 1029 nucleotides long. Lineage: Eukaryota; Viridiplantae; Streptophyta; Magnoliopsida; Aquifoliales; Aquifoliaceae. The record is from the annotation of a GenBank genome assembly.
UUACACAAAUUCACUCAAUACUAGGGUUUUGAGACAAAUUUCUGCAAAUACCUCUUUUCCGAAACCCCUCAAAUUCACCAUGAAAUCACAAACCAAAGAGUCCAAAUUAACCCCAUCACAAUUCUCCUUCACAAUCACCAAAAUCGCAGUGUCACAAGUCUGCCAAUCCGUGGGCUUCAAAGCCACCCAAACCUCAGCCUUGGAAACCUUCACCGACAUCGCCGCCAGGUACCUCCGUGCCCUGGCCAACUCCGCCGCCGCCUCCGCCAACUACGCUGGGCGUACUCAGUGGAGCCUCCUCGAUAUCGUCCAUGCCCUCGAAGAGUUAAAUUCUGUCCAGGGGUUUCGUGGGGCAUCUAAUGUAAAGCUUAUGCUAUACGAUUCAUCCACUUUGAUUGACAUAAUGAAAUUUGUGGAGUACACUGAUGAAAUCCCAUUUGCUAAGCCAAUUCCUAGGCAUAAUUUUUUGUCCAGAAAAAUGGGUUCGCCGCCAUGUUUAAGCAGCUUGAAGGAGGGUAGUGGUAGUGGUAGUGGUAGUGGUAGUGGUAGUGGUAGUGGUAGGUUGAGUCACAUUCCAGAGUGGUUGCCUGCUUUUCCGGUGGGGGUUGGUGGUGAGAGGGGUCAGAAGGAGGAUAAUGAAGGGGAGAAAUGGGGUUUGGUGUCAAGUAGGGGUUGUGAGAGGGUGGUGGAGAAAGAAGGGAAGAUGGAGUUGCCGGAGAGGAGAGAGAGGGUGAGGUUUAGGAUCGGUGAGGGUGAGGUUUAGGAUCGGUAAGGGUGAAAAUGGAGCAGGAGAUGUGGGUUUUGUUGUGGAUUUGAGAAGUCGGGUUUGCAGAGGUGUGAAAGAGAGUUUCAUGUCAAAAUUGGAGUGGUGAUGAUGAAGAUGGAACUAAAAGUAGGCCUCAAGAGGCCAAGAUAAUGACUUCGAUGAUAAAGGCAGGGGUGGGGUUCCAAUUUGUGGUGUGCACAAGCACACCACAAAUUGAGAGGUAUCUUCGCCAAUAUAUCAAAAUGAGAGGAAAUUUGACGUUU